Molecule: messenger RNA, 2122 nt
Organism: Cuscuta europaea
Lineage: Eukaryota; Viridiplantae; Streptophyta; Magnoliopsida; Solanales; Convolvulaceae
Source: the annotation of a GenBank genome assembly
CCCACACUAGUAGCUCAAUGGUACGGUUUGAAGCUGUUGAAUUUAGGUCUCAAAUUCAAUUCCUUACCGCAUAAAGAAUUUCGUGAUUACUCUUCAUGCGCAAUAGAUUAUGAACCAUCUCACUCAUAAGCUCUUUCAGAUCAUACCGUAUUUUACUCGUCUAUCAUUCUGUCGGAUUAGGUGAUGGACGAUUCUAGGUUUUGGGUGGUAUUGAAGAAGACAAUUAAGGAGGAAGGAUUACCGGUGCAUAUCAGCCCAAUUGAUUGUGAGUUUAUCAGCGCAUAUGUGAGGUCUCGUGUUCGAAAUCAAAGAGGAGAUAAAGGAGGUCUUGCUUCCAAUAACUCUUCCUACCUUCACGGAGUUGCACAGUGACUAAAAAGAGAGGGAAUAAAGACCAAAUUUAACUACGUGAUUUACAAGAUUCGCAGGAUUAUGGGAACGCCGUAACCGUUAUCAUAAAUAAAAAAAGGAGCAAGGAUUACGGUCAAUCAGACAAACCCAUGCCCUGAUACACAGUGAUGCCCAUUGUCCACCCAUGGCCCGCCCUACGAAGUCGUAGGAUCAAAUUCCCGCCAAAGAACACCCAGACAUUCGGUGAGGUCGCUCGAGCAAAGUCAUCAAAACUGGGCCCGGAGUUACUGGAGCAUCCAACCGCUAUUUUCCUUGAAAAAGAAGACCAUUACUUAAACCGCCUCACCCAAAGCUCAAUUUCUCACCGCCUGCUCCCAUUUUCCGUACCUUGUUCACACAGCCAUUGCCGUGAACGAAAGAUUUUGCCUUUCUUUUCAGCUCUGAGAAAAUUCACGAUCCGGUUGUUGACUCCAGAGUAAACUUGUCUUGGAAGCUCAAUCAUCGUCAACACAGCUUUGAUCUUUUAUUUGGAAUCCGAAUGGCAAUGUCAAAUGCGAUCGACCGAUUUCAGAAACUGAGUAUUGAAGGUUCACAUGGAAGUCAUGGAGGAAAUGAAAACGGAUCUGAUUUCAAAAACCCAGAGGAGGAAAGGAAGAGUGGAACUGGGACAUUGAAGAGCAAAUCAUAUAAAUUGAGGAAUUCCUUUACCAAGAAUAAAAGCAGGUCAAGAAGUGAUUUUUCUUCCCUAGAUGAUGGCCGGGAAGCCAAAAUGGUGGAGGCAGCAAGUGCUUUUCGAGAAGUUCUGUCCAUUGAAGGUCUACUUCCUGCAAGGCAUGAUGAUUAUCAUCUACUGUUGAGAUUUUUGAAAGCUAGAAAGUUUGACCUUGAGAAAGCGAAGAAAAUGUGGCAGGACAUGCUUCAAUGGAGGAUAGAUUUUGGGGCAGACACUAUUAUAGAGGAUUUUGUCUUCCCAGAAAGAAAUGAAGUGCUGCAAUACUAUCCUCAGGGCUAUCAUGGUGUAGAUAAGCUAGGGCGACCAAUAUAUAUUGAAAGAAUAGGAAAGAUAAAGCUGGACAAGGUCUUAGAGGUGACUAGCCUGGACAGGUACAUACGAUACCAUGUCCAGGAGUUUGAGAAGUCUUUACACAUUCGGUUUCCUGCCUGCUCGAAAGCUGCAAAAAGACGCAUAGAUAAAAGCCUUACAAUUUUAGAUGUUGAAGGAGUGUCGAUGACAAAUUUAUCCAAACCUGUUCGAGAAGUUAUUAUGCGAUUGCAGAAGAUAGAUAAUGACAUUUAUCCAGAAACACUUGGCCAAAUGUUCAUAUUAAAUGCUGGUCCUGGGUUUAGGCUCGUUUGGAAUGUACUCAAGCCUUUUCUUGACCCUGAGACUACUUCCAAGAUUCAUGUUCUAGGCAGCUGUUACCAACGCAAAUUGCUUGAAGUCAUCGAUGAAGGGGAGUUGCCGGAGGUUUUCGGAGGUAGAUGUAACUGUGCAGAGGAUGGGGGUUGUUUGGGGUCAGACAAAGGGCCGUGGAAAAGUUAACUCCCCAUCAAAAUAUAUACAGUGGAGAUCUGCUGAAAUAGACAUUAUUUCGAACAUCGCUAUUACAGAUGAGGCACAAAUUACUCCAUAAAGUUUUGAUGGGAAUGGAUAAGAUGAUCUUAACUUUGUUAUUUAUACCGAACUUGACUUGUAUCCAUAUUUAAUUUGAAGCACAGUAUCAAAUAUAGAGGUUUAUAAUAAUGUUCCCACUUGGUUUUCUCAUUUCUA